Molecule: messenger RNA, 2974 nt
Organism: Schistosoma rodhaini
Lineage: Eukaryota; Metazoa; Platyhelminthes; Trematoda; Strigeidida; Schistosomatidae
Source: the annotation of a GenBank genome assembly
GUUUGAAGUGAGCACUGUUGCGUCCAAUGGGGUUUCAAGGCACAUUUGUUAAGAGCAAUCGAAUUCUCAUGGUGGUACCCACUCCAGAGAAUAACACAAGUUAAUAGACUUAUAAACCAGUUAACUGAUGGAUGAAAAUGUACAUUUGUUUAAAGUGGUGAGGUUGGCGGUUUCCAUCUUAUCUCCAUUGAUGCCAUCAGUAGAGAUUUCUGAUAUGGUUGAUGAGUCCAAAGGACAACAUCAAGUUGACAGUGCUAAUGGAUUAAGUGAAAAUUCCCCAAAUCCCCUCUCACCUCUCGAUUGUGACGAGAAACCUACCAAUGGGGCCGAUGAUUCAGUAACAGACGAGAACGACGACGAUAGCAGGAAACUGUUUGUCGGUGGUCUAAGCUGGGAAACAAAUGAAAAUGAUUUAAAGGAAUAUUUCUCUCGCUGGGGAAAAGUUACUCAGUGCAUCAUAAAACUGGAUAGGUUUACAGGAAAUUCAAGGGGAUUUGGUUUUGUUACUUUGGAAAGUGAAGACUGUGUCUCGAAGGUUCUCAGUGUCUCUGAGCACUGGUUAAAGAAUAAGAAAAUUGACCCUAAAAAAGCGAAACCUUCCCGAGAACCCUUGAAGAAGAUUUUCGUUGGUGGUAUUGAUCCCGAAGUAACGGAAGACCAAAUACGGGAAUACUUUAGCAGUUUUGGAAAAGUUGAGUCCUUAGAUUUGCCUUAUGACACUCAAAAAGGGAAAAGAAAACAUUACAUAUUCGUUAGUUUUUCUACCGAAGCGGCUGCUAAAAAAGCUAUUUCAAAGGAGCGUCAAGAUAUUUUUGGUCGGCAGUGUGAUGUUAGGGUGGCUGUUACACGAGAUCAAGCCAACAGACAAAAAGUAGCUUUGAAACAAUGGUAUAACUGGCUGGACCCCAACUUCUCUUAUCCAGGAUAUGCUUAUGGUGACUUCGCAAACGCCUACCCCGGCUUUGACCCUUUUACGUACAACUAUUAUGGAUAUGAUUACUACGGAAACGCAGCAGCAGCUGCUGCUGCAACAGGUUAUGGGGCAUAUUCUAAUCUAGCUGCUAAUCAGUUUUGUGGAGUAAUUAAUCCCAACAAAGUAAAUCAAAGUAUCCGUACUCCUGCUGCAGCACCAGGAGCUGCCACACGUAUGAUUGGUAGCGGCACGACUGGGACAAUUGGUACGAACCCUCACCAAACCCAAUCUCACACACAUCUAAAUUACACAAACUUACUUACUUCCCAGCUAGAUCCACACCAUACAACGAUGUCCGCUGGCCUAGAUUUCUCUGUAGCACAUCCUCAACCCGGCCAAGGAAUGGUUGCUGGAUCAGGUGCUACCCGAUUUUCUCAUCCUCAGUAAGCCAUAACAUAACUAUCCAAAGUAAAAAAAAUCAAAAUAACUCAGUGCAGUCUGUUUAUUCAAGUUAUUUAGAAAGACUACUGUCAUUAAUUUGUAUUCAGUGAUUUAUUCAAGGCAUAUAUAUGCUGGGCUUCUGUGAAUAACUGCAUAUUUUGUGAGUGGUAGCAGCAAUAACCUACGAAUCGGAUCAGUUUAUAUCGUUACAUUGUGCCUAGUCUGCUAAGUAAGUAUGACUUAUCUCGUUGCUCAAUAUCAUCCUUGAUGCGUUUAUUUCCCUUCAUUUUUUUAAAUUGUUUUGUUUGAAAGUUAAUACGAUUCAUACAUACGUAUUCAUCAUGCGUAUGUACUAAUCUAAAAGACAGUUUUCUAAUUUCACUUUAUUGUAUUUGAAAUCUCCCUUAUUGAUCAGUUAGCUUUAAAAUGUGGUCUCUGUUUUUACCCGAAGUAUUGUUUAAGAACAAAUUCAAGAAUGCAUAUGUGUAUAUUUAAUAUUUGUGUACAUAAAGACACUAUCAUCAAUCUAUAUUUGUUGCUGUUAUUUUUUUUAAUGCAAUGAGUACUUUUUAGAAAAUCCUCUUCUUUUUGUAUUCCUUCCCAACUCUUGUACAUGGUUUCCUUUAUAUUUUUUUUCUUUGUUGUUGAAAUUAACAAACACUUUCUCAUUUAAUUUCUAACUUCAACAAAAAAAGAAAGCUGACGAUUGUUAAUUUGCAUAUUUCAUUUGUAUAUUACUUAAGUUGUUACUACUACUAUAGGCAACAUAUAUAUAGUCUUCACCGAACUUUAGUGGGUAAAGUGAAAGUGUUAACAUCUGUUUUUUAUAAACUUUUAUACAUAUAUAUAUUUAUGCUUCAAUUCCCGGUACGAUUCGAACUGACUCUUCAUUUUUGGAAUGACUGAUUUAAAAUUACACAAAUAUUUUGAAUGUAUACAAAUUGGACAUAUGGAAGUACUGUUUUUCUAUAUUUUGUGAUUGAUGCACUGAUGGAAGUAUGAUGCUUAUGAUGUUUAUUGACUGUCCACUGGUUAUAUUUGAUUUGUAUAACACUCACCUAUUGUGCUUCCGUAAAUUCGUGAUACACACCACUUCCAUAGUCUUUUAUAUUUCUCUUAUGAGAACUUGCACUCGUAAACAAUGAUAUUGAUGAUCUAUUCUGCAAGUAUAGUUUUCCAAUUUCGCCAGCUAUUGGAUCAGUUUGUGUAAAUCACGUUUAAUUAUAUGAUGUUCGUAUAAGUUUAUAUAAAUCUGCUAUUCCUUAUACAUUGAUGUAAAACAGAAACCAUCAUAGGCACUUGUGUUUUUCAUUUAGUUUAUGCGCUUUAUCUUUUGUGAAAUGUCUAACUUAUAUCAGUGAUUACACUGAUGGGUGCGUUCAAUUUUAUCUGCAACAAUGUUUACUGCAUCUACACAAAUACCCUCAUAUAUGCCACAUCUAUUCAUUUAAUAAGAUGUUUAGGUUAGUCACACAUAAAAGUAUCAAAGUUCAUAUGCAUGUAGAAACUGUCUGACAGGUUGCACAUACCAUAUUCUAAUUUCGUGGAACCCCGUUUUUUUAUAGACAUAUAAUGAAAUUAUCAAGAAAUGCACUAAAUAAAGAAUGUGUUGUGUUAAGA